This is a messenger RNA of Varroa destructor (honeybee mite), 7611 nucleotides long. It is a transcript of the gene mop, whose product is annotated as tyrosine-protein phosphatase non-receptor type protein myopic. Gene Ontology annotation, cellular component: endosome. Gene Ontology annotation, biological process: early endosome to late endosome transport; endocytic recycling; protein dephosphorylation. NCBI's taxonomy places the organism in Eukaryota, Metazoa, Arthropoda, Arachnida, Mesostigmata, Varroidae. Gene Ontology annotation, molecular function: protein binding; protein tyrosine phosphatase activity. The record is from RefSeq and is a predicted model, not a curated record.
CACACAAGCUUUUUACAGCUGUUCUGGGAAAGACUACAGUCACUAUCUAACGGGCGAGCCAGCCGAGAGUUGUCAGCUAUCGACGAUGCAUAGAUAAACGGCCUGUACAGUGUCUCUGUGUGUGACUGGGCAGCUGGGCGAAGCGGCCUAUGUGGCCUCGGUCGCUGUCAACCACUGUGUGGAUGUGAUAUUAACGCUGGAAGCAAGCCUAGCAAUAGUUGCCGAUUGGUGAAAGAGAAUUGGGAACGGAUAGACAAAGAACAGCACAAGCGACUGCUGUCGUCGUCCCGUUUCGACUGGCUAAGUAGUGAGUGAAUGAAGUAUCGCCAUUGGAUCAUCGUAUAGUUAAUUGAGGGAUAACAGUAGGCAACAUACAGGUUCGGUGAAGGGAUCUUAGUGUCCACUUGCAAAUACUUCACCGACAUAUCAUGCAUGAAAUUGCCCCUAGCAACAGUUGUACAGAGCUCUCACUUGAACCCCCUAAAAAAAAAAACAGCUACUGAAUUUUUGUCACUCUGGUGAACACAUUCAAUGACAAGCGGACUCUGCAGUGCCAAAUAUGUACUGCCCUGUAAAAAAGACCCUUCGAAAAAAAUAGCGCGUGUGAACAUCUGGCAAUCUCCAAGCAGUGUCGUUGAAUUAUUCUGUUCAGUGCGUGACGUAUCCGUGCAGUUAAAUAGAAUCCCUAUGUAAUGUAUGUACUUAACACACACUUCGUCCCAUCUAAAUGUCUAGGGGAAAAGUAAUUUUCCAUUGACCGGCAAUUGUGGGUUUGUCGACAUUAUUGUGGAUAAAAGCAAACAUCCAGGCAUCACGGAGAAAGCUGCGUCCCACCGGAACGUCAUAGAUCUUCCACAUCACAUCGUCGCAACGUUGACUAUAAAAUCGUCGCAUUUUGUUAUAUGAUAUCUCUGACAGCACGCAGCAGCUGAGGGCGACAGUGUGACAAUUCAACGAGAGCAUUAGUUGAAGAUGGAGGCCGCUCCGCGACUGCAAAUGCUUUGCUUUGAGCUUAAACAUAGCCCCAAACCGGCCGAGUUUAGUCAUCCACUGAAGAAAUUCAUUGCCGGUUUCUACAAUGAAGAUCCUUCUAAUUUUUCAAAGGCAAUUCACGAUAUGGAACAGCUGCGCGUGGCGGCAUGUUCAGCAUCGAAGGACGUCGCCGGUGUAACCGUUCUGAAGCGAUACUACUCGCAACUCCGAUCGCUACAAAAUCGGUUCCCGAUGACAGACGACGGGGCUGCUUGUGUUGCUUUUAUGUGGACAGAUCUCUAUUCAGGUCGUGCGUUUAAUAUAGCAGAUGUGAAAUAUGAAUUGUCCUCAAUCCUCUACAAUAUCGGCGCGCUCCAUUCCCAGCUGGGAGCUCUCGAGGAUCGUACAGGCGCUGAGGGAAUGAAAAGUGCUUGCGCUCAUUUUCAAAUGGCGGCUUGGGCAUUUCAGCACAAUCGAGAUUCGUACCCUCAACCAAAGGGUUGCGACCUGUCACACGACCUUCUUACAUUCUAUUCGCUUGUAAUGCUGGGCCAGUCGCAGGAAUGCAUCCUGGAGAAAUCUCUGCUCGACAACCGAAAGCCUACUAUCUCAGCAAAGAUUGCUGCACAAAUCGUGGACUUCUAUGGGAAGGCAAUGAACCAUUUAACGGCUGACAUCAAGCAAAUUGUCGGGUCAAAGAUUUAUCUCCAGUGGAGGCGGAUCUGCAAAAUGAAUGCUUCGUAUUAUGGGGCGGUGGCAGCAUUGCAUAUGGGUAUGGGCGCAGAAGAGGAAAGAGCCUACGGGCUUCGGGUGGCGUGGUACAGAGACGCUAUGCGACUACUCACAGAUGCCUUGCAUGCAGCCAGAGACCUCAGCAUCGACGAUAUGCUUUCUUUCACAGUGGAUGUCAUCGGGGGCAAACUAAACGCCGCUGAAAAAGAGAAUGACUUCGUGUACCACGAUAAAGUGCCAGCGGCCGAAAGUCUUCCUGAGGUGAAAGGUGCUGUCCUCGUUAAAGGAAUCCCAUUUGAUCCCUGUGAUCCCGAGAUUUCUGGACCUGAUCUAUUUGCAUCACUAAUUCCUAUGGGCGCUCAUGAAGCGUCUUCGAUCUACUCUGAAAAAAAGGCGCAAAUUUUGCGAAGGAUCUCCGAUAACGUGGAAGACAAAAAUGCAGAAUUGGCUGCUUAUGAAAGUAAUCUCAGCAUGGAUCAUAAUACGCUCAAAGCCAUACUUGUCAAGCCAUCGCUUCCACCCGACGUGAUCGAGUCUUGUGCACGUUUUCACACGCGACGAACGGCUGUUUCAGAUUUAAAUAAUCAGUUAGCACGACUACACAAAAUGGCCGAGGAUAUAGCGAUAUUGCUGCAGGAGGCGGACGCUCAGAUGAAGGAAGCACGCCCUGGCGGUGUGACAUCCAAUGUUGUAGCAGAUCUUCGCGCCGAACUCAACAAAUAUCGCGAGAUUCAUACACAUUCCAGUCGGAGUAACGAUACAUUAAAGGACGCUUUGAAGGCGCACGACGAAAAGCUAACACUUUUACAGUACACUCCCGACGUUCUCCAACAAAAACUUCCGUUCGUCAUCGAAGCGACAACCGACGAUGCAAAGGUGAUCACUGAGAUGAUACGGUUGCUUGACAAAAUAGACGAGAUGAAGUUGCAGAGGAACAAGUUAUUCACCGAUUUACGGGAUGCGAUCCGUAACGAUGACAUUACGAAGUUAAUUGUCGCUAACGCUCAAGAAGAUCUGAACGAAGUCUUUGAAAAGGCACUAUCUAAGCACGAGCAGGCUAUUGCUGUACUCGAAAAGAAUCUUCGUGCACAAGAGAACAUCCUCAAGGCGGUCACUGUGGCGAAUGCUAAUGCAGCUGAAGUGCGUCUUAACCUCGAACAAGCGCGCCAGCCAUGGAACGCAGCCAUCGAGGGGUUGCGGGCUUCUGCGAAGGCUUUCGAUGAGAUUGAAGCUCAAACACUUAAAGGGCUGGACUUCUUUGACAACUUUCACGGAAACGUAAGCAAACUUGUUAGUCGCCUCAAAAGUGUUCUACAAGUGGAACGCGAGCAGGAAGAAAGACUUAAGAUGCGUCAGGCAGCGGAAAGCGCAGCAGUUGCAGCCGCAACAGCUACUUCGAACAACGCUCCUGCCACAGGACAGCCAGGUCAACAGGUUGCUGACAUUGGUGCAUAUAUAGGCCAUGCUGAUCUCAGUUCAUCAUACACGGCGAGCCAAAUUGCGACCAGUCAGCUGGGUGUCGCUCCUUACCUUUCGGGUGGUACUCAGGCCGCUCCAAAACUGAAGGAUUACCUGGCCAUGAUGAAAAAGGCAAAGCAACAAGGCACGAAUGGCACUGACAGUGGCAAUGAGUACAUCCCUCAAGCCAUGCCGGGAUCGCCCGGUAUCUCUCUUGCAGCUUCGAGUGGAAUUACUUCCAUAAGUACAAUAGGUCCGGCCACUACGUUAUCUUCGUUAACCAAUGCCUAUGGCUCUCCCCAAAUAAGUGUUCUCCAUGGGAUUCAACAGCCGCACCCAUAUCCUCAGGGAUGCAGCACUGCCGCUACUCAGAAUUUGACGAAUUCCGCCACGUCUCACGUACCUUUGGCUACGUGUACGCAUGUAGUUUCUACACCGGCGACUAAUGUAUCAGCAACAAUGCGACCAACAUCUACUCUUCUUGGGUAUCAAGACUCUGGUGUGUACCAUGUACCACUUCCGGCUGGACACCUUGAACAGGCUGCACGACCUCCCACUACACUGAUGGUUUCAUCACAGCCUCAGCCUACUACGUCGAGGGCAGUGGGUCAAACUAUCCAGCAACCGUCGACCUUCACCACUCAACAGCAGAGUCAGUUUUAUAAUGCGUAUAACACAAGCAACUUAGGCUAUCAGAUGCACGGAGGAACAGCGAACUAUGCCGUCUCUUAUGGGUCAUAUGCCCAUCUCUAUGCUACCCCACAGAUAGCCAGUACGGCAGCAGAAAAUACUGCGACGUCGAGCGCUACUUCGGGAGUGCCCACAGCAACAUGCACAGCACCGUCGGCCAUCAGCAGCACCAUGAAUUCAGCGAAUUAUUACGGGAAUGCGCAAGGCACGACAGGCACGACUUCAGUGAACACCUCCAUUACCUCCACGAAUUACAGCUGCACUGCAAGAUACCAAUAUCCGCAGCAGUAUGCUUACGCUGGCUCGUAUUCAGGAUACCCAACACUGGCGUCGACCGCUAUAGUAUCCUCACAGCCAACAGCCAUCGCGUCUGUCAACUGUAACUCAAGUGUGUUGGCACAAUCUUCUGUUCCUACGAUCGCUAGCCAAGCGUCGGUCAUACCACCAAUGCUUUCAAGAGCAGUCUCCAUCACUGGCGCCUCUGCGAGAGCUACUGCAGUGGGUGGAUUAGCUGGCGCCUAUAACGGAUCCUAUGCGACGUGCACAGGCGGUACAGUGCCGACCCCCUACCCUCCUCAACAGAUCAGCUAUGCAUCAACGUAUGGGCAACUCUGUGAGACAAAUGUAGCUGCAGCUGCCUCGUCGCUUGGCGCGACAUGCGGAACGACGACAACUGUAACAACAAACGAAGCAAUUACGGCGGCAACAAAUACGGCGCCUGCAGCCUCCGUUGCUAGCGGCGCGAAUGGCGCGAUAGCGGUGACCGAUGCUGCUACCGUCCACCAGACGUAUCAGACAACGUAUCAGUGGAGCGGAUACGGAAAUCUUUCACAGGUAACGUUCACUGCAUCGCCUAACAAAUAUACUUCGAGUGGAACCGGAUCAGUUUCGUACUCAAAUGCAUCAGCGACUACAUCGACCGCAUACAGCAGGCAGCAAUAUCCCCAGUACUACCAGCAGUACGUGCAGCAGUAUCAACAGUACAAUAACCGUCAAGAGACAACAUCAACAGCUUCUUCGGUUAUUCAUCAGCAGGCUGGGCAGUCCGUGGCUUCAACCGCCACCAACGGCUUUGCGACGCCAGCAGCUAAUAUGUAUGGAGCAAAUUCUCAGCAGGCAAACAAAAAUCAACCUUCAAUCGACGCCUAUUACCAGCAACUAGCCUUAGGUUCCGUUCAACCGGCUAGUUACGGUACGCAGUUACAGUCGUCGCAGACAGUAACUACACAAUAUACCCCACACACAGUUUCAUCUGUGGGUCCAGCCACAGCUCGAUCUGUGGCUAAUAAUCUGUUAGACGAAAGUCCCCAGCUUUCGGUCACUCCAGAUGGAGGCGUACUUGCCAGUGUUCUACAACCGACAAUCGUCUCGAAGAGCAGCCUGAAUAACAAUGAAAGCAAAAUGGAAUCGGACGUCUCCAGUAACGCUGAUGAUGAUGUUAGCAGGAAAUCGAACGGAGUGGUUGGCAUCGCAAGAGCUACCGAGGUGAGAUCAAUAACAAAAUCGGAUUGUGACAACUUAAACAGUACGGGAGUCCCCCCGUCAACUGAGGUUCCAGCAGAUGACGCGAAUAGCGCUAGAAGUUUAGAACCAGCUGCUACAGUUACUACGUGUCGAAACCAACCGGAUACAAGUACCUCCUCUGGGCCAGUGUCCGCCGACCCCCUGAACAAUUCACAGGUUGUUCAAGACCUAAAGAACACGUACGAAAAACUCGACAAUAUGACAGCGUUAAAGCUGAACUCCCGGUGGAAAGAGUACCGAGACAACCAAGAAGCGGAAGCACGCACACUGAAAAUAUCAGUCGGUCGAAUCUGUUCAAUGAAGAACCGAUUCCCCGAUAUCAUGCCUUAUGACUACAAUCGGGUAGUUUUGACCUCGUCAAAAGACGAUUAUAUUAACGCAUCGUUUGUAACCUCAUCUAUUGAAAGUGAGCCAAAUUACAUUAUAACGCAGGCUCCUCUUGCCACCACACUCGAAGACUUCUGGACGAUGGUGUGGGAGCAACGUGCAGAAACCAUUCUCUCAUUGUCAUCAUUCCAAGAGCUUUCGUCGCAACUGUUCUUCCCGUCAAAAAAGGGCACUUCACAGAACUACGGACCAUUCAAUGUGACGGUACUUUCCUUUAGCGAAAGGGAGGCUGGCCUGUUCACCGAACGGUUGCUGGCCAUCAAUGGACCUCAGGGCCUAACGAGAAAUGUCAUUCUCGUGCACGUAACCCAAUGGACACGUGAAGCCUUAUUCCAGAUCGGGCUUGCUGAACAUGUGCUCGACUUGCACGUCAAACAAAGAAGAAGUCAUAAUCCACCCAUAGUCAUACAGUGCCUUGGUGGAUGUGGUCGUUCUGGCAUUCUGGCAUUUGCCUUGAGAUGGAUCAGCCAUCUGCGCGUCGGUCGCGUCCCUUCGGACGCUAUGCCAAUUCUUCGACAACUAACACGUGCUCGAAAACUGCUCCUACUUGAACAAGAUCAGUUGCGUACGUGUUUAGAGAUUGCAUUAUUGUCCAUCAAAACAGCGUUACAGACACGCGGCCUUAUGCAUGCGGUGCCUGCUGCAAUUACGACUCUUGAUCAAAUGGACGAAAAACAAAGAAAAGGCCAAGCAUUGUCGGCAGAAGAGCGGAUUCUUCAGGAUCUUAUGCAGGGCUUCCAGGCUAAAACCAAAAUUACGAAGGAAAGUUUCGAAAAACCGCGUGGUUUCGACGCUGCGUCCGGCGGUGGAGAUCCUGCCGACCCUCUCAGUCAGCUCGACCCGUUAUGGUCGCUAAAAAAAUAGAUGCGGCAGCCGCAAGGUAUUCGAAACGCUGCUCUGCAAGAAACAAAUAAUGACUUGAGCAUGCAAGCGUUGUUAUUUCGCAUCCGAAGAGAGAAUGGAGUAUAGAAGGGAUCUGUAGUGUACAUUUCUUCUAUCUAUCGUGUUACUUAUAUGUUAUUUGUUCACACAUUUCUCUGUAAAGUGACAUUCGCUUAAUUGUGUUUUCGGGUUUUCUACUGCUGGCAUUCUUCAGGAUUCUUCUGCGAUUUUCAGCAAUCACAAACAUUAAUCUUACUUUUCAUAAUUAGAGCUAAUAAUAAGAUAGAACCACUGCUUAUCAAGGUUGGGCCGCCGUUGAAGCGCGCCUGGAAAAGUAAGAGAUUUAGCGUUUCUGGCACAUACGAAGUGAUUGAGUCAGCCUAAACAAGAUUUUUAGUUGUUUUAGAUGCCAAAGGGUACGCAUCGUGGUAAAUUAGUGGCGGAAAGUAUGGCAUACACGGGAUUCAUAUACGAAUCUUCAGAAUAAACAUGGAUUUACAUAAGGCCUUUACAGACCCCUUCAGUGGUUACAUACUACACCAGCAAACAUAAAACGUUUUAUAUAUAAACCUACCUGAAACUCAAAUGUAAAGAGCAAAUAAAUAGAUGGUCCCCGCUGCGAAAAGCAACAAAAAUACUGGAUAAUCUGUAUUUCGGUAGUUAUCGAUAUGAUAGUUCAUGGGAAGAAUGAUGGUUAUUCAUGAACGUGAUGGCAAGCUGAAUUGUGAUAACGGUUAUUCUAGAUGAAACCUGGGCCACAGCUGGACGUGCGUCGAAUUGAACUAUAAAAUUUUUAUUUUACAUACGAGGUAACGCAUGGAAAAGAGAAAGGGGUCUUCAACAAUUACGCUUAACUGUGGCAAGGAACAAAGCUAAAAAGUCUCCAUGGACGCUUAGCGUUCUUUUAUGUGAUGUUUAUAUAUAGCCGUCAAUAAUAAACUGUCACCGUACGUACAUGUAAAUACA